This is a messenger RNA of Vicugna pacos (alpaca), 1155 nucleotides long. Lineage: Eukaryota; Metazoa; Chordata; Mammalia; Artiodactyla; Camelidae. The record is from RefSeq and is a predicted model, not a curated record.
AGGUUGCAGCGUCAUACGUAAAGUUACAAGCAGAGUGGGAGUCGGACUGGCAGCAUUGGUCCGUCUGCCGUGGGGAGACUUCUUUUGGACCCUGUUGCCCUCUCAACUUUGCAAAGUGAAAAGGAAGUGGCCAUGGAAGACCUGGGGGAAAACACCACCGUCCUGUCCACCCUGAGGUCUUUGAACAACUUCAUUUCUCAGCGAGUGGAGGGAGGAUCGGGACUGGACGUCUCCACUUCUGCCCAGGGCUCUCUGCAGACGCAGUACCAGCAGAGCAUGCAGUUGGAGGAGCGAGCGGAGCAGAUCCGGUCCAAGUCUCACCUCAUCCAGGUGGAGCGGGAGAAGAUGCAGAUGGAGCUGAGUCACAAGCGGGCUCGAGUGGAGUUGGAGCGGGCUGCCAGCACGAGUGCCAGGAGCUAUGAGCGCGAGGUGGACCGCAACCAGGAGCUCCUGACGCGCAUCCGGCAGCUGCAGGAGCGGGAGGCCGAGGCGGAGGAGAAGAUGAAGGAGCAGCUGGAGCGCCACAGGCUGUGCCAGCAGAGCCUGGACGCGGCCGGCAGGAGACUGCGGGAGAAGGAGGACGGCCUGGCCGAGGCCAGCGAGACCAUCAGCGCGUUAAAGGGGAGGAUCUCGGAGCUGCAAUGGAGCGUCAUGAACCAGGAGAUGCAGGUGAAGCGCCUGGAGUCGGAGAAGCAGGAGCUGAAGGAGCAGCUGGACCUGCAGCACAGAAAGUGGCAGGAAGCUAAUCAGAAGCUUCAGGAACUCCAGGCCUGCCAAGACGCGAGGGUGGACCAAGAGCAGAGGAUUAGGGACUUGGAGCAGAAGCUGUCCCUGCAGGAGCAGGACGCCGCGAUUGUGAAGAACAUGCGGUCGGAGCUGGUGCGGCUGCCCACGAUGGAGAGGGAGCUGCGGCAGCUGCGGGAGGAGACGGCCUGCCUGCGGGAGCUGCGAGAGACCAACGGGCUGCUCCGGGAGGAGCUGGAGGGGCUGCAGCGGAAGCUGGGGCGGCAGGAGAAGAUACAGGAGACGCUGGUCGACCUGGAGCUGGAGAAGGAGAGGCUGCUGUCGAAGCUGCAGAGCUGGGAGAGCCUGGACCAGACCACGGGCUUGAGCGUCAGGUAAGCGGAGGGCGCGGCGCCUUCAGUCCCCACCUCC